Gongylonema pulchrum is the source of this 696-nucleotide messenger RNA. Lineage: Eukaryota; Metazoa; Nematoda; Chromadorea; Rhabditida; Gongylonematidae. The record is from the annotation of a GenBank genome assembly.
CUGCGAAGUAAUGAAGUGAGUAAAAAUAUCUCGCUGAUGAUAAUGGAUGACUUGAGGACACAGCUGCCAGUCUGGGCUGACGUGGUACUGAAAGAUAAAGAAGCAGCGCAGUACAUUUCUGGUAUUGCAGUACAUUGGUAUGCCGAUUUUGUGCCUGCUUCACAGCUCGCUGAAACGCAUAAUCGUCAUCCGGAUAAAUUUAUUCUUGCAACUGAGGCGUGCAAUGGAGCGGAACCUCUGGAGCACAGCCCGUUACUCGGAGACUGGUCACGUGGCGAUAAUUAUGCACACGACAUCAUUGAAGACUUGUCCAACUGGGUGACUGGAUGGACCGACUGGAAUCUUUGUCUCGAUCUGAAGGGUGGGCCAAACCUUGCCAAAAACUAUGUAGAUGCACCAAUAAUCGUAAAUGCAACAGCUGACGAAUUUUACAAACAGCCCAUGUUCUAUGUUCUUGGACACUUCAGCAAAUUCAUUCGCCCGGGUUCAGUUAGAAUUGGACUGCACUUUUAUUCGAAGCCUAUUUCGUACGAAGGAGUCGCAUUCUCCACACCGACGUUACAGCGAGUCCUUGUGCUUCUCAAUCGUCGUACUAAGCCGAUGGCUUUCUCGGUUGAAGAUGAAGCUAUUCCUGGAAAAGCAUUGCGCAUCCACAUGGAGCCGAGAAGUAUUGCCACCAUCGUCUGGAAUAAAUAA